AUGGAAGAUGGUUCUCCUUUCUAUGGCUUUAAAAACAUUUUUGUUACCCUGUUUGCUACUUUUCUUUUCUUCAAGCUCUUAAUUAAAGUCUUUUUGGCUCUCCUAACCCAUUUCUAUGUCGUCAAAGGAAAUAGAAAAGAAGCAGCUAGGAUAGCUGAAGAGAUCUAUGGUGGAAUAUCAGACUGCUGGGCUGAUCGAUCCCCACUUCAUGAAGCUGCAGCCCAGGGGCGCUUACUGGCCCUUAAAACCUUAAUUGCACAGGGUGUCAAUGUGAACCUCGUGACAAUUAACCGGGUUUCUUCCCUCCACGAGGCAUGCCUUGGAGGGCAUGUUGCCUGUGCCAAAGCCUUAUUGGAAAACGGUGCAAAGGUCAAUGCAGUGACGGUUCAUGGAGCCACACCCCUUUUCAGUGCUUGCUGUAGUGGCAGUGCUGCAUGCGUCAACCUGCUGCUGGAGUUUGGAGCCAAGGCCCAGCUAGAAGUGCACCUGGCUUCCCCCAUCCAUGAGGCAGUAAAGAGAGGUCAUAGAGAGUGCAUGGAGAUUCUGCUGGCGAAUAACGUGAAUAUUGAUCAGGAAGUGCCUCAACUUGGAACUCCCCUGUAUGUGGCCUGCACCCACCAAAGGGUAGAUUGUGUGAAGAAACUUCUAGAAUUAGGAGCCAAUGUUGACCAUGGCCAAUGGCUGGACACCCCUCUGCAUGCCGCAGCGAAGCAGUCCAGUGUGGAAGUCAUCCGCCUGCUGAUAGACUACGGGGCUAACCUGAAGUGCAGGAAUGCUCAGGGGAAAAGUGCACUUGAUCUGGCGGCCCCGAAAAGCAGAGUGGAGCAGGUGCUUCUGCUCUGGGAAGGCCCACCUGCUCUUUCCCAGCUCUGUCGCCUGUGUGUCCGAAAGUGCUUGGGUCGAGCGUGUCAUCAAAGCAUCCACAAGCUACAUCUACCGGAGCCACUGCAAAGAUUCCUCCUCUACCAGUAG
This is a messenger RNA of Pipistrellus nathusii (Nathusius's pipistrelle), 972 nucleotides long. The record is from the annotation of a GenBank genome assembly. Lineage: Eukaryota; Metazoa; Chordata; Mammalia; Chiroptera; Vespertilionidae.